AUGGAAGAAAAUGUCAAUAACGAUGAGUUUUAUAUUCCUCAAGUUACAGAAGAGAGAAUACCAAAAGCGGGAAUGAAAUUUUUAUCAGUAGAGGCGGCAUUUUCAUUCUACAACCAAUAUGCACGAGAAGCGGGCUUUAGUGCUAGAAUCAGCAAUAUCAAGAAGAAUAAGCCAAAAACAGUAAGAGCUCGUGGAGAAGUUAGAACUAAUUGCAAGGCAAAGAUUUCUCUUCUCAAACAACAAACUGGAUCCGAUUGGAUUAUCAACAAUUUCGUGGAAGCUCAUAAUCAUGCACUUUGUAGUCCUUCAAAAGUGCAUUUGCUACGCUCCCAUCGCAGUGUUUCGAUUGCAAAGAGAGCAUUGACUCAACAGUUUUCAGAAGCCAAUGUACCAACUUGUCAACAAAUGCGAUUAUUAGAGAUAGAGUAUGGUGGACCUGAACAUGUAGGGUGCACAGAAAGGGAUAUUAGAAACAUUGAGCAAGAGUUACGAGAUGAACAAAAAGGAGUUGAUGCGGAAACUUUGAUUGAGUUCUUUGCCUCUGAAAAAGAUAAGAAUCCCACUUUUUUCUUUGACUACGAGACCGAUUCAAAUAAGAUGUUUAAGAGGUGCUUUUGGGCAGAUCCUAAAUCAAGGAGGCAAUAUAGUGUAUUCGGUGAUGUGGUUGUCUUUGAUUCCACAUAUAAUACCAAUAAAUACGGGAUGAUUUUUGCGCCGUUUGCAGGAGUUAAUCAUCAUCACCAAACAAUUGUUUUUGGUUGUGGGUUUUUAAGUGACGAGAAGACGGAAUCUUUCAUUUGGUUGCUUAAGAAGUGGAUGGAAGCUAUGCGAACAGGUGCUCCAAAAGUAAUAAUCACUGAUCAGGAUCCUGCUAUGACAAAAGCAAUUGCACAAGUUUUGCCGUUUACUGUUCAUCGAUAUUGCUUGUGGCACAUCUUGACCAAAUUCCCAGACAAAGUUUCUCCAGUUACUUUACGAGAUCAUUAUCAAAACAUAAAGAAGGUUAUAAUGAAUUCUACCUCUCCUGAUGAAUUCGAGCAAUCUUGGAAAGAUGCGAUCAAGUGUGCUAAAUUGGAGCUUAAUGAUUGGAUAUCAUUAAUGUAUGGUCUACGUGAGAAGUGGGUUCCGAAUGGGGCCUCCAAAGAGAAAUAUUCGACGUCGCGCUUCGUUGCUGCGGGUGAAGGUGAUGAGUAA
This is a messenger RNA of Salvia miltiorrhiza (redroot sage), 1194 nucleotides long. RefSeq names its product protein FAR1-RELATED SEQUENCE 5-like. The transcript has 3 exons. Lineage: Eukaryota; Viridiplantae; Streptophyta; Magnoliopsida; Lamiales; Lamiaceae. The record is from RefSeq and is a predicted model, not a curated record. The coding region runs from base 1 to 1194 and encodes 397 amino acids.